AUGGUGCAAUACUCAUUCACUUGUGUUGCAUUGCUACUAUUAUUAACACACAAAAUUACUGCUUGGUCACCAAAUAAUAGUUAUGUUCCUGCAAAUGUCACAUGUGCAGAUGACAUUGUGCUAGUUAGAGAGGCCAAUAAAUUAUCAGAAAAUGAAACCGAAUGGGUCUCUAAGAGGGACCAAGUUACUAAACCAAUUUUGAAAAGUUUUUUGAACACCCAACUAAGUAAUAUCACUACCAAUUCCUCUUCAAUAAUUGAUACUAUUUUUUCCAAUUCUUCUAAUAUUCCACGUAUUGCAAUUGGUUGUUCUGGUGGUGGAUACCGUGCCAUGUUGAGUGGUGCUGGGAUGUUGAGUGGGCUAGAUAAUAGAACUGAUGGCGCUAACGAACAUGGUUUGGGUGGUAUCUUACAAUCUGCCACAUAUUUGGCAGGUUUAAGUGGUGGUAAUUGGUUGGUUGGUUCUUUAUCCUGGAACAAUUGGACAUCUGUACAAAAUAUUGUUGACACUAUGGGUCAAGAUGAUUCGAUGUGGGAUAUUACUGAUUCUAUUAUUAACCCAUACGGCAUCAAUAUAUUUGCUUCCAUUUCUAGAUGGGAUCAUAUUGCCGAUGCUGUUGAAGCCAAGCAAGAUGCAGGUUUUAAUGUUUCAUUAACUGAUGUCUGGGGUCGUGCCUUAUCAUAUGACUUUUUUCCAACAUUAUACAGGGGAGGUGUUGGGUACACUUGGUCUACUAUUAGAGAGGUCGAUGUAUUCACUAAUGCUGAGAUGCCAUUCCCUAUUUCUGUUUCCGAUGGUAGAUACCCAGGUACUACGAUUGUUAAUUUAAAUUCCACAGUUUUUGAAUUUAACCCAUUUGAAUUAGGUUCUUGGGACCCCACCUUAAGAGCUUUCACCGAUAUUAAAUAUCUAGGUACUAAUGUCGUCAAUGGUACCCCAGUUACCGAAGGUCAAUGUAUUGCUGGUUAUGAUAACGUUGGGUUUUUGUUAGGUACUUCUUCAACCUUAUUUAAUCAAUUUUUAUUGCAAAUGAACACUACUUCUAUUCCAGAUUUUUUGAAGGACAUUCUAACUGACUACUUAACAGGUCUGGCUGAAGAUAACGAUGAUAUUUCUAUUUUUUCACCCAACCCAUUUUAUAAAACCGAAUAUUUCAACAAGAAUGAGACUAGCGGUUCCUUGUCUAAUUCUUCUUAUUUGUACCUAGUUGAUGGUGGUGAGGAUGACCAGAAUAUCCCAUUGGUUCCAUUGUUGCAACAAGAGCGUGGUGUUGAUAUUAUUUUUGCUUUAGAUAGCAGUGCGGAUACUGAAGAGAGUUGGCCAGAUGGUGAGAGUAUUGUUUACACUUAUGAACGUCAAUUCAAUGACGUUGGGUCUUAUUUGGCAUUUCCAUAUGUUCCAGACCAAACAACAAUUAUAAAUGAAGGAUUGACCGAAAGACCAGUGUUUUUCGGUUGUGAUUCUUCUAAUUUGACUGACUUGACUUAUAUUCCGCCACUAGUGGUUUAUAUCGCUAACAAUGAACAGUCCUACCUAUCCAAUAAGAGUACUUUCAAAAUGUCUUAUGAUGAAAAGGAACGUUUAUCCAUGAUUAAAAAUGGGUUUGAGGUCGUCACCAGGAAUAAUUUCACUGAAGAUAAUGAAUAUGGGGCUUGUAUUGCCUGUGCUAUCAUUAGAAGAUCUCAGGAAAGAAUGAAUUUGACUUUCCCUGAUGGUUGUCAAAAAUGUUUCGAUAAGUAUUGUUGGAAUGGUAAAAGAAACGAAACUGCUUUGCCUACUUAUGACUUGCAAAGCAAAGUUUCUUCCACAUCUUUUAUGUAUGAUGACGAUGUCUCUGGCAGUGCUAGUGCUAGUGCUAGUGUUAGUGUUAGCGGUAGUUCUACUGUUACUGCUACUUCUAGUUCAAGUUCUUCUACUAAACAAAAAAACGGUGCUAAUGCCAAUGCCAAUGGAGUUGCCCAAGGUAUAUAUUUGGUUUUGGCUACUGUAUUUAAUUUGAUCGCAUUUGUUUAA
Molecule: messenger RNA, 2013 nt
Organism: Saccharomycodes ludwigii
Lineage: Eukaryota; Fungi; Ascomycota; Saccharomycetes; Saccharomycodales; Saccharomycodaceae
Product: lysophospholipase family protein
Exons: 1
Coding region: 1-2013 (670 amino acids)
Biological process (GO): glycerophospholipid catabolic process
Cellular component (GO): intracellular membrane-bounded organelle; plasma membrane; extracellular region
Molecular function (GO): A2-type glycerophospholipase activity
Source: RefSeq, a predicted model, not a curated record